UUGUUAUCUCGCAUGUGACAUCUCGCGAGAACAUACGAGAUCCAUCAUGGCGGAUUCUGGAAAGAAUAGUUACGAGUUCACAUCUUUGACGACGGAUAGUUCUACACCAGCGGAGUUUUCCUUCGUAACAACAAGCGAAACGGCUUCCUAUGGGUAUUCUGAGGCUCACGUGACUGGCUCCAUGGAGGCAGAUCCAGAGGCUGCCAUAGACAUGGGCUCCAUGGAGGGGACACCUUCCAAGUCAUCAGGCACGUCCACGCGGUAUCGGGGCGCAGCGGGGCAGUUUCUAGACAAGCGAGGCUUCGGGUGGCUGAUGGAAGUGGAUGCAGCGGAUGAUGAUGAUGAUGACAAACCUCUGCUGGAGGAGCUGGACAUUGACUUGAAGGACAUCUACUACAAACUUCGCUGUGUGCUGCUGCCCUUCCCUUUCCUGAACUUCCGCAGGCAGGUUGUACGGGACAACCCUGACUUCUGGGGACCACUGCUGGUAGUGGUGCUGUUUGCCAUGGUCUCACUGUAUGGGCAGUUCAGGGUUGUGUCGUGGAUCAUCACCAUCUGGGUCUUCGGCUCUCUCAUCAUCUUCAUGCUGGCCAGAGUACUGGGAGGAGAGGUGAGCUACUCGCAGUGCCUGGGCGUGAUUGGCUACUCGUUGCUGCCACUCAUCGUUACAGCGUCUGCUCUACCAUUGGUCAGGCCAUUCCACUACGUCAGCCUUUUAGUUAAGUUCCUAGGUGUACUGUGGGCUGCCUACAGCGCUGGGUCUCUGCUUGUUCAUGAAGAGUUCAAGACCAAGAAGCCCCUCCUGAUGUAUCCCAUCUUCCUGCUCUACAUAUACUUCUUAUCACUGUAUACUGGUGUAUAAAUUUGUAACUGUGAUAAUAAUAUUGCACAAUUGCCUGUAAUCCUCAUCUAUUUUUAAAGAUAUAUAGUCUUCAUGUUGCUGUGACUGUACUGUUGUCUUGCUGUGUACCUGUCACAACUCUAAAUCAUUCAAAACUCUCUUUUUUGUUAACAAAUAUGGAUAAUUCACAAUAUGACAAUUAUAUGAUACAGGACUAUGUAGAGAAGUCCUAGAAAGUUGAUGAGGUGAGAGCUACAUUAUGUCCAGCUUAUUUGUCAUAGAUGGUAAAAGAUGUGGUAAUGGGAAAGGUGUGAAAAUGGUGUCAAGUCAAGUGUUUUUCUAGGUUUGGACAAG
Messenger RNA from Branchiostoma floridae (Florida lancelet), 1195 nucleotides. RefSeq names its product protein YIPF4-like. The transcript has 7 exons. Gene Ontology annotation, cellular component: trans-Golgi network; membrane. Lineage: Eukaryota; Metazoa; Chordata; Leptocardii; Amphioxiformes; Branchiostomatidae. The record is from RefSeq and is a predicted model, not a curated record. Gene Ontology annotation, biological process: endoplasmic reticulum to Golgi vesicle-mediated transport; vesicle fusion with Golgi apparatus. The coding region runs from base 47 to 862 and encodes 271 amino acids.